AUGGCUGAUCCCCGUGUUGAAGAGCUCCCUGACGAGGAGGUUCCCAAGGCCAACGUUGAGGACGCUGGCAGCGACUCUGAGUCCGAGGCUGGUGAGGAGUCCAGCAUCCCCGCUGGUGCCGCUGUCACCAUCCACUCCCGUAACGAGAAGAAGGCCAGAAAGGCCAUUGGCAAGCUCGGCCUGAAGCACGUUCCCGGCAUCACUCGUGUCACCCUCCGCAGACCUAAGAACAUUCUCUUCGUUAUCAACCAGCCCGAUGUCUACCGCUCUCCCUCCAGCAACACCUGGAUCAUCUUCGGUGAGGCCAAGAUUGAGGACCUGAACUCCCAGGCUCAAGCCUCCGCUGCUCAGCAGCUGGCUGCCGCUGAGGCCGCUGCUGGCGAGCACGCCGGUCACGACCACGACCACGACCACGGCAAGGGCAAGGCCCCCGAGGCCGAGGCCAAGAAGGAGGAGGAAGAGGAUGAUGGUGAGGAGGUCGAUGAGACUGGCCUUGAGGCCAAGGACAUCGAGCUCGUCAUGGCUCAGGCUAAUGUGUCGCGCAAGAAGGCCGUCAAGGCCCUGCGCGAGAACGACAACGAUAUCGUCAACUCGAUCAUGGCGCUCAGCAUAUAA
Aspergillus udagawae is the source of this 615-nucleotide messenger RNA. RefSeq names its product nascent polypeptide-associated complex subunit alpha. The transcript has 3 exons. Lineage: Eukaryota; Fungi; Ascomycota; Eurotiomycetes; Eurotiales; Aspergillaceae. Gene Ontology annotation, biological process: protein targeting to membrane. Gene Ontology annotation, cellular component: cytoplasm; nascent polypeptide-associated complex. The record is from RefSeq and is a predicted model, not a curated record. The coding region runs from base 1 to 615 and encodes 204 amino acids.